Brassica rapa (field mustard) is the source of this 7692-nucleotide messenger RNA. RefSeq lists its product as uncharacterized. NCBI's taxonomy places the organism in Eukaryota, Viridiplantae, Streptophyta, Magnoliopsida, Brassicales, Brassicaceae. The record is from RefSeq and is a predicted model, not a curated record. Gene Ontology annotation, molecular function: nucleic acid binding; RNA-DNA hybrid ribonuclease activity.
AUUUAUUUUAUCUAUUUAAAAAUAUAAAAUUAUGAUGUUUUAGAAUUAUUAUUAAACAUAUUAAAAUUAUUCAGUAUUUUAAAAAAUUUUGAUAAGAUAGAUUAUAUUGAUAUACUAUAUGAAAUAAAGAUAAUUAAGCAUAAGAAUAGUGAAAUAGCAUAACUAAGACGAUGAGAAUGUUCUCAAAACUGAAAUUAAAAUGAUAAACUAUUUAUUGAAUUAAUCAUAUUUUAUCUUAAAACAUAUUAUAUAUAUAUAUAUGUGUGUGUGUGUGUGUAUACACAUAUAAGCUGAUCAAACUCAAAAACAGUGAUAAUGACGUCAAUGUGUGAAAUUAGAGUUAAUAGAAUAUUUACCUCGAAGAUAAAUAGUAUUAUAGGUCAAAUUUAAUCGGGUUUAAAAUUUAUUUUACAUAAGCCAACUAUUUUACUGUUUGGAAUUCCAUUUAGGCCAAAUUUAUCUUAAAAUAAUGCACUUAAUUUUAACUAUUUUUACUUUUUUUUUGCUUCGUAUGGCUCGGCUUUUGAUCAAAUUUUGUUAAUACUAUCCGUUUACAAGGUUUUGUCAAGUUUGCAAUUUUUUUUUUGCAAGUAAAACUUAGACUGAUUUUACUUUAUUAAGAACUUUUAAAAAUUAUUUCUGAAAUUCAAACAAUUUUUAUAACAUCUAUCAGUUUGCAAUUUUUUUAGAAAUUUCUAAUGAAAAAUAUAAAAACUUACAAAAAAACAGAGAAAUAAAGGAGAGGAAAACUUACAUGGAGUUUGGGAGAGGCGCUUAUUCCAGAAAAACAAGAUUAACAGAUGAAAUACUUUUAUCAUGAUAAUCAAUCGGCAGAGAAGAAACAAAAAUGAUGAAAAGUUAAGAGAAAAAACGUUAACUGCUAAGGAUAAGAAAAUAAUUAACUGUGGUUGUUAAAAAAAAAAAAUUAACUGUUAUUUAAUUUAGGUAGUUUAUAUACUUCUUCAAUUAUUAUAAUAUACAUAGACAUAUAAGGAAAUCAAAGUUGUUUGAAAAGGUGAUCACAGUCUACGAUCAACUCUUUUAAUUAUUGUGAUUAUCAAAAAACAAACAAAGAAAAAAGAUGGAGGGAAAAUUGAACUCGCGUCUACGUGUUAUGAGGAGAAUUUACAAACAACACUACAUCAAAGAAAUAUGAGUGUACGUCCGACCCUGACACCAAGGCUGAUCCUUUUUUUUUUUUUUGCUAAAUUGUAAAUGUCAUUACUGAAAAUGAAGAUUUAGUUACAGAGUAAAUUGUAUCCACAAUCUGCUUACACAGCCACUUUGCAUCUAAGAGGCCAUAUUCGAGCUAAAAAUAUUUAGUCCCAAUCUUUUAUCUAGACACUACAAAGUGGGGCUAAUGUAUGAGUGUACCAUGUGAAAUAUGUUUUGACAUACUCACAAAUCUAUGUCCUACGUAGAGCGCAAUGAGGACCAUCCACUUAUGUGAUAUACAUGUGAGUCUCCAUUGUUGUAUGAUCCUUAUGCUUUAAGUGUCCCACUCUCAAUAAAACACAUUUCAAAGUCUAAUUCCUGAACGCUAAUCGUAACCGCCAAACACAGUGCAUAUUAGCGGCUGCUACUAUUAAGAUAAGAUUCUGUCCUGUGAUGAGAGAAAAACCCAUGAAACUAUAUCAUCAAAAUCUGUGAAUUCAAGACUUUUGUUCACAUGUUUUCCCAAUUAUUGUCAUUCGCUUUUUUAUCUUUGCUUUCAAGUCCAGAGUACACCUUUGGAUCGAUUCUUGUCUCCAUAACUACAAAAUAUAUCAUUUUCGAUAUUCCGAUCUAUUUUCCUUACAUAUUUAUUUUUAUUUAUUUCCGUUAAGUUCUUAUUGCAUUAUUUACAACUUUUUAGCUAAGCAUUGCCAAGCUGGUGCCGGACCCUUUUUUGAUGCCUUCUUCUACUAUUUUCUUUCUUUCUUGAAACUAUCUCUAUGUAAUGAUAUAUUCUACUCUCUAAGUAAAGAAACCAAAACUUUAAGUAAUGAUGUCAAAACAAAUUAAAUAACUAAUUGUUAGAAUGAUAUGUAAUUGUUUCAGAAGCUUGGUCUUCGUUUUAAUAGAAUCCUUCAACGUCAAUGUCAGAAUGUAUUUUUUAUAAUAUUGUAAAUCAAAUCUAAACAACCUCGUUUUCAUAAGCAACUAUUUGUUUCAAAAUAAACGAAUAAAACAAAGCAUAUAUAGCUUAACGUAUAGAUCAAAAAAAGCUUUAAUAACAGAGAGAAAAGAAGAAAUCGAAAAUUUAAUAAUACUAGAUUGUGAAAAAAACAGGGUUUUUUUGUGGAAUGGCACAUGGGAUAACUCAUUCCCACGUGAAACCUAAUCCGAGAACACGUGCCUUUCCUCAGAGGUCUCUCUGACUCCUUUUUUGAUAAUUAGUUCAGUUCGAGCAGAUAUAAGGAAAAAAAGAGUAGGAAAAUAACUUUAAAAAAAAUCAAAAUACUAAGAGGUCUAAAUUGUGUGAAUUUGGGCGUAACUAAAUUCUUGGUUGCCCAACGUAAACAUCAUUUGUUUUUUAGUAGUAGUAAAUUACAAAAUAAUGGCGUUUGCAUUUGCGAUUAUGAUAUUUAAACUAUGUUUGGUUUAAAAUAGUAUUCAUUCGGACACUUAUUUUGUUCUAUCUAAAACCCAUGUCUUGGGAUAUGAUUCCGUUUGCAGCAACCAAAUUAUAUACAGUAUAAUAAUAGAUAAUGAACUGUACGCCGGUUGGAUCCUUGCUGGAGAGUAGAGGCCUCUCUGUCUCACCUGUCUGUCAAAGAUGUGGAGCUCGAGAAACGGAACUACAUGUUCUCCUCCAAUGCCCUUUCGCCGAGAAAGUUUGGGAUCUUGUACCAUGCCUGCAUAAACCGGUAACUAGUGUCAUUAACUCUGUCUCAGCGCUGCUUCAAUGUUGCCGGAAGAUGAUCUCUCUUCCACCACUGGGACUAGGAGAUAUACCUUUGUACCCUUGGGUCCUAUGGGUCCUAUGGACCAAUAGGAAUAAACUCUUGUUUGAGAACAAACAGUUCUCGGAAGAGAACUCGGUAUUGAAAGCAAUCCAAGACGCCCGAGCUUGGAAGGCAGCCCAAACCUCUUGGAACCCUUCAACUGGAAACUGUGGCCUUGGUUGGUAUCUCCAGGAUGCUGAGAAGGUUCACACCGAUUGUUUUUCAUCACACCGUCGCUUUGUUUCCUCGGCUCUAGUGGCUGAGGCUUUGGCGGUUAAGGCUGCAUUUAUGGCAGCUACCUCCUCCCAUGUCAGUAGUUUAAAUGUCUUCUCUGACUCUAAGGUGCUCAUCUCGUUGCUGAAGUCUCAAACACAGGAUGUUGCCUUGAAAGGUGUUCUUCAUGAUAUCUUUAUCAUGGCGCAAACUUUUCAAUCUAUCUCUUUUCAUUUCAUUCCGCGUUUAACAAAUGUUGUAGCUGACUCUCUUGCGAAGUCAGCUUUGUACUCUCUUCACUCUUCUGUAACUGCAACAAUUUAGCCUCCGUGCUACUCUUAAUCUAAGUUAUGCUUUUGAUAAAAAAAAAAGACUAUAUGAGUCGUUUGGAACCAUGCAAUGAAUGAUGGUAGCACCAUACAUGAUAUAUAUAAUAUAUGUGUAUUUUGUUUAUAAGUAUGUAUGAGAUCAUUGGAUAUUUAAUUUAUGAAAUGUUUUUUUGUAAAUAAUUUAUGAAAUGUUUCGUUAGAAUUUCGUACAAAUAUCUCCAAAGAUAUUUUAGUCUAUGGCAAUCUUUUUUAAGAAACAUAUGUACAUUUCUUAUAUGAAUUAUGCGAGGAUCAAACAUAUGCAUAUAUAUAGUGAAAGAUGAAAUAGUAUUAUGAAAAUUUGAGAGUAUAUAUUCAAAAUAUAUUUUUAUGAUUUUGGGUUUUAGCAGCUGUUUUUUUUUGGUAUUUGGUCUUAAAUAUAUUUAUAUGAAUUAUGAACGUGUUUGACCAAAAAAAAAGCUUACAACAAAGCUCACAUUAGAGAUGGCUAUUACCACAAGAGUAGAAGAAGCUACUGAACCCUGCUCAAAUUAGAGACAACUCAGACAAGUACCCCUCAAAGAUUAGAGAUAAGCACAUUUACUUGUUUGGCUAGACUUUCACAAGGAUGCACAUGAAAGAAAUUGAAAUCAAAUUGAUUUAUCUUCUUUCUGAUUUGAUUUCUCACUUGUUUUAUUGGCAAGGUCUGUUGUUUACGAAUCAGUAAGAUCGAAUAGCCGUAAUGAUAAUAAGUAAAUUUUAACAAACUGUAAGUUUUUUUUAGUUUUGUGAUAAUAUAUGCGCAUAUCUUAUCACUAUGUGGAGGUUUUAAUCAUUUUAAUGCUUUAUGUAUAUGCGGCUAUGCGUCAUUAAUAGUGUGUGCCUCCUCGGAUACGAACAUGUUUAGAGAAUGGGGACCGUUAAUUACGUUUAAUCAAACCUCAUUUUAUAUAUCUUGAAUUUAAACCUUUUACAACUCUAUACAAUGAUAAAAUAAAAUUAGAGUACUAGUCUAUUAAAAUAUAUUCCUGAUGUCAUUAUAAUAACAGAUAGAUUCCAGUGCUUUAAAUUUUACUCGAACCAUUCUGGCAAAAUCUGUGACCACUAACUUUAAACCUAACGUCUCGAUCCAUGACAGGGCCUGACAUAUAUACGUAUGAAUACCCUAAUUAAUUAUAUGUUCAUCCUUUUGUGUCUCAAAGUGAUUAUAUAUACUUAACUCACAAUUUAUAUAUAUAUAUAUAUAUAUAUAUAUAUAUAUAUAUAUAUAUAUAUAAUGUAUUAAUUUGUAUACAGGUGAAAAUAAAUACGGGAGGAAGUCGUUCCUGUAAAAUAAUCAAGUAAUCAUUUUAUUUUCUUGUUGUUAGAUUAUAUUAUUGAUAUGUUUUUUUAUGAUGACCCGAGGUCAUCCAGACCGUAAAGACCCGAUUAAUCUCGGAUGACAGAGACAAGAGGCGGUUGUAUUAGUGAUAUUCUUAUCGGGAAAAUAGAGUUCCCAAGCGCUCCCUUAAUCGUAUGAAUGGAAUAAUAUGCAUUUGUCUAUAAUCGUUUAAUAUACUUAUUUGAUUUUUUUGUCAAGUUUUUCUAUUAGAAACAAACUUAUUUGAUAUAAUUCAAAGGAAAAGGAGCCACAACAUGUGUUUUUCCACUUCUGCAUUUAUUUCUUUAUGAUGAGCCUGUCUUUUUGUUUUUGCCAUCUUCUUGUUCAAUGUUCCUCAAGCCCUUCAAGUAUAUGUGUAUAAUAACUUGGUUUUUUCAACAUUCUUAUACAACCAUUUUGUAAUGAUAAUUUCUUUUUAUGACACUUGUGAAAGAUUGACCAAUAUUUAAGUAAGGAAAAAACUAUUGUAACCCAUUGUAUUGUAAGUUUGUAACUAGUAUUAUAAAAGUAGGAUCUCAAUUUCAGGAAUUUUAAAGAAAAAUACACCAUUUUAUAAUAUUUUAUAAUUAUAAAGUAGAAUGUGUUUUUGUUUUAGUUUAUAUAUGCUCGUAAUAAAGUUAUCAAAUUCCGGGUUGUAGUUUAAUAAUAAAUUUAUAUAUGCACAUAACUUAUUUAGUUCCCUUUAUUUUCUUAGAAUAUAUUAAAAACACUGGCGACAUAUAACGAUUUAUAUAUGUGUGUGUGUAUGGACCCAAUCUUAUUUUCUUGCAGAACAUAAUUCGCACCACUUAAAUUAAGUCAGACUCUAAUGGAAUCUUCCGCAAUUAUUGCGAUGGCCACAGCUCCAAUCAGACUAAAUUCUACUGCUCCCGCUUUCACCUAAUUUCUCAAUAUUUUUUUUUGAACUUCUUCGUUAAUUAUAAGAUUUUAACGACCAGUAUGUUUGAAUCCAGACACAAUCAUAUGUCAUAUAUUCGUUCUUCAAAAAUACAGUAAACAAAAAUGUCAUAAGACGAUUACAGGUUAUAUUGAAUCUCUAAAGAUUAAUAUAGAGUUCAAGAUGGUAUAUAUACGUGGAAGCACAAGUCUUGUAUAAUUAACACAGAUGGUUGCUGGUAAUGUGUGCUUUAUUCGGAUUCAAAUAACAAAAAACCAGCGGUUUAAAAAUCACGAUGAUGAAUGAUGAUUUAGGUAAAUAUACAAAUUAAGAGAGUUUGUUCUGCCAAAUAGGUAAUAAUGAUGUGUGGCUAUGCACAACGCUGAUCUGUACAAGUACCACUCCUCCAGUUCAUUGGUUAACCUAUAACAUGAAAAUGACACGUACCGCCAUAUUAAGUUAUUAACUGGACAAUUCUGAUAUGGCAAUGUAUUUAAUUAUUUGAUUUGACUUUUAUGAAUAAUUGUCAAAAAAAAAAAUUGACUAAUUAAACAGAGCCAUAUAAAAGUUAAAACACAAGAACAGCCAUUUUUGAGUGAGGUCCGUAUCAUAUUUGCACGCAGAGUACGUAAUUCUUUUUUAAGCUUAGAAUAAAUCGACAUACUUUUUACUAGUAUCAAGUUUAAUUAUCUCGACAUAAAUAAAAAGGUAUAAAAGUAAAUAUAAAGUUUGUGAAUAGUUGAUUAAAAAUAGGAAAGCACGAUUCUUGUCUUGCUCCUUACAGCUUGCAAAAUAAUUAAGAACCUUUUUCGUUAACACAAAUCAUAAUGUUAGUUUCUAAGUUUACCACUUACCUCUCUAGUAAUCGAUUUUAAUUACCGUUUUCACAUGCUUUCAUGUGCCCAUUAAGUUAUUUAACGAGCUAGUUCAGUUUUUUUUACGGUUUAAAUUUUAGAUCGUACUCUUCUUGAACUAACCACAAUUCCAAAACCUAACAAGCGCAUGAGGGUUAACAACUUAGAUUCGGUUUUAGAAUUUUAUUUUGCAGAUAAACAAAAACCAUUUUCACAAAAUCAAAAUUUAGCUUGGCUUUUGAUUACUUUUUAUAUAAUUAAUUAGUACGUAAAUCAUACCGUUUAAACUAUUUAUCUUGUUUGAGCACCCGUAACAUGUGUACAAACGUCUAUCGUCCAAGUAGGGCAUGUUGGUUUACAGAAACUAUAAUCUUAGUCCGGGUAUUAAUUUAACUCAAGUAAACGCUUGAGACACCUACCCAAUCGAUAGAUCAUGAAUUAGAAUGAGGGUCAGAGGGUGUCCAUUGUUUAUUAAUGUUUAUGAAAUCCAAUGUGUUAUAUAUUCAUAUAUCAGUAUAUCAUUGAACUAUAUAACAUGCAAACUAUCAUGUAUCCACUAUCUAAGCAUUAUAACGUGCCACUAUAUGUACGCAAAUAUUCACAUGGUCAAGACUUAAACGUCCCAUUAUCAACAUUACAUGCUCAUUUUUUAUUUUUCUAAAUAACAAAACAGAGCGAGUUGAAUAAAUGAUAAUGACAAUAAUCGUUAUGAGUUCUAAAAGAAAUGCAAUAGUUUCGUUCGUCCAAUGUUACAGCAGUAUAUAUAUCGUUUUAAGCGGCGUUAAAAUUUUUUGCACAAAAAUUUAAAAAGUACAAAUUUUUAUGUAAUUUAUAUUAGUUAGACAAAAUUAGCAUUAAAUAAAAUUAGUUCAACCAAUAAAAAAUAAAGUCUUUUGUAAUUGGUCACAAAUUUUAAAUGACAUUAGAUUUUAUCUAAAAUAAUGAAAACGUAAUUUAUUAUGAAACAAAAUAAAAUUUUUUAAACACCACUUACAUUGAUACGUAAAGAUAAAGAGUUAAAGAGAAAAUCAACAAUCAUAGAAUGUUAGCGACUAUUUAUAUCGAACAAGAAUUAUGAAAAUAAAUCAUACUAUAAAUUAUAUAUUUUAUUUUGGGACAAAAUAACAUAUAA